AUGGAAUGGUCAAAGUGGAUAAAACACUUGUUAAACUUUUGUAAAUGGUGUUUGGUAAGUUGUAAUGUUCUAUGUACUCUUUAAAAUGCAAUUAUAUUUUUGCCAGCAGAGCGCUGGGGACUCCUGCCCAAAAAAAAAUUUUUCGAAAAAAGUUCAACUUGGCUCUCCUGUGAAUUUUUGGAAAAAAACAUAUCCCAAAAAAUCGGCAUAGGUAGCACCUGAGCCGAUUUUUACGACCCCCGCCCCAGACUAAAAGUCCCCACUCGCCCCUGUUUGCCAGUGCCGAGGUGAUUUCAGCCUGUGAAUCUAUAAAAACAUCAGCCUAUGAGUAAUUAAAUGCCUUAUUAAAACUAAAAAACAGUAUCACGUACCCUGAGCCACACCCCCCCCUCUCCAAACAACUUCCCUUGCGUACACAUAACCUCUUAAAACUUUUUUGACGGAGGAUUGGUAUCUGCUCCCUAGUGACAAUUUGUAAACAUGUUUUAUCCCUUUACCUGAUUUUUUACAAAAAUUAAUUUUUUUUUGCAUUUCAGACGGCCUGGAUUAUAGAAAGCGUGUUGGAGUAUGUGGAAUCGACUGAAAAAACAAUUUACGAUACCAUUUUCAACUUUGUUUUAGCGUUCUUCAUAUUUAUUGGUUUAAGACGAUACUUGAAUAAAGUAGAAGAUGGAGGAGCGAAAGAGAAAGAAAAGAACGAAUUGACAGACCAGCCCAAUGAGAAGGAAGAAGGGUAAGUGAUACAUUUUAAAAGAGUAAUUUCAAAUUAAAAACAAGAAAUUAAAGUAAACAACAAAUUUAAACAGCUGCAAACUAUCUUUGAAUUAAAAGUACCCCCGUCCGUAGCUAUGGCUUUAGUCAUAAUAUAUAUAAUCUGGCUUUAACCUCAGCCCUAAGUCGUUAGCCGUAACUCUAGCCUGCAAAAAACGCCAUAGUCAAGUCCCAGGCUUUAGCCUAGCCAGAGCUAUAGUCUAAGCCAUAGCCUAAACCAUAGAUUGAGCCAUAGCCUAAGCCCUAGCCUAAGCCAUAGCCUAAGCCAUAGCCUAAGCCAUAGCCUAAGCCAUAGCCUAAGCCAUAGCCUAAGCCAUAGCCUAAGCCAUAGCCUAAGCCAUAGCCUAAGCCCUAGCCUAAGACCUAGCCUAAGACCUAGCCCUAGCCUAAGCUUAAGCCCUAGCCUAAGCCCUAGCCUAAGCCCUAGCCUAAGCCCUAGCCUAAGCCCUAGCCUAAGCCCUAGCCUAAGCCCUAGCCUAAGCCCUAGCCUAAGCCCUAGCCUAAGCCCUAGCCUAAGCCAUAGCCUAAGCCAUAGCCUAAGCCAUAGCCUAAGCCCUAGCCUAAGCCCUAGCCUAAGCCCUAGCCUAAGCCAUAGCCUAAGCCAUAGCCUAAGCCAUAGCCUAAGCCAUAGCCUAAGCCAUAGCCUAAGCCAUAGCCUAAGCCCUAGCCUAAGCCCUAGCCUAAGCCCUAGCCUAAGCCCUAGCCUAAGCCCUAGCCUAAGCCCUAGCCUAAGCCCUAGCCUAAGCCCUAGCCUAAGCCCUAGCCUAAGCCCUAGCCUAAGCCCUAGCCUAAGCCCUAGCCUAAGCCCUAGCCUAAGCCCUAGCCUAAGCCCUAGCCUAAGCCCUAGCCUAAGCCCUAGCCUAAGCCCUAGCCUAAGCCCUAGCCUAAGCCCUAGCCUAAGCCCUAGCCUAAGCCCUAGCCUAAGCCCUAGCCUAAGCCCUAGCCUAAGCCCUAGCCUAAGCCCUAGCCUAAGCCCUAGCCUAAGCCCUAGCCUAAGCCCUAGCCUAAGCCCUAGCCUAAGCCCUAGCCUAAGCCCUAGCCUAAGCCCUAGCCUAAGCCCUAGCCUAAGCCCUAGCCUAAGCCCUAGCCUAAGCCCAAGCCUAAGCCCUAGCCUAAGCCCUAGCCUAAGCCCUAGCCUAAGCCCUAGCCUAAGCCCUAGCCUAAGCCCUAGCCUAAGCCCUAGCCUAAGCCCUAGCCUAAGCCCUAGCCUAAGCCCUAGCCUAAGCCCUAGCCUAAGCCCUAGCCUAAGCCUAAGCCCUAGCCUAAGCCUAAGCCCUAGCCUAACAAGAGAAUGUUACAAACUACUCUACGCCAAUUAUAAAACGAGUUAUACCGUUGGAAAGAGCGUUAAAAAGUAGUCUAGAAUCAACUUUUAUUAGCUUCCGAAACCAUGUGGCACGGCAGCUACACCUCGUUAUAUAUAAUUAUAUGUUUAAAAGGUAUACCUUUAAAGUUCAAAAAAUACUAUUUUUUGAUAAAUAUUUUUUUCUAAAAGUGACUAAAAGCAAAAAAUAGAACUUAAAAAAUAUUUGUUUAACCAAAAUAUUGUUUGGCUAGCCAAAACUUCUUGUCAUGAUGGCUGGGCGCCAAAAUGAAAUCGACGGGAUUCGAACUCCCCGCCUUUUACCCCAGACUAACUUGUUAACCACUCCACCACACUGGAUCGUAGCUUCGAUCCAUUCGUUUUGCUCAAGACGAAUGAGAAGAGUCAAAUAGAAAACCCUAUGUAAAUCCUUUGAUCGCUAAUAUAUGCCGUGCCAUAUAGUUUCGGCAGCUAAAAAAAGCUGAUUCUAGACUAAUUUUUGACGCUCUUUCCAACGGUAUAACUCGUUUUAUAAUUGGCGUGGAGUAGUUUGUAACAUUCCCUUGUAAGCCCUAGCCUAAGUCAUAGCCUCAGUCCUAGCCUAAGCCCUAGCCUAAGCCCUAGCCUAAGCCCUAGCCUAAGCCCUAGCCUAAGCCCUAGCCUAAGCCUAAGCCCUAGCCCAAGCCCUAGCCCAAGCCCAAGCCCAAGCCCUAGCCCUAGCCUAAGCCCUAGCCUAAGCCCUAGCCUAAGCCCUAGCCUAAGCCCUAGCCUAAGCCCUAGCCUAAGCCCUAGCCUAAGCCCUAGCCUAAGCCCUAGCCUAAGCCCUAGCCUAAGCCCUAGCCUAAGCCUUAGCCUAAGCCCUAGCCUAAGCCUUAGCCUAAGCCCUAGCCUAAGCCCUAGCCUAAGCCCUAGCCUAAGCCCUAGCCUAAGCCCUAGCCUAAGCCCUAGCCUAAGCCCUAGCCCUAGGUCUAGCAGAAGCUGUAUUUCUAGCUUUUCUCCUAGCCUUAGCCCUAAUCCUUGUCUAAGCUUUAGCCGGGGCUUGUUUGAAUCCUAAAUCGAUUGUUUUAGCUCUAGUUCUUCCUCUAGACGUAGCCCUAGCCCUUGAUCUGCCAUACGAUAUCCGAAAAUCAUUAACUACCAACUCUAAAAUUCACCACGCCGCCGAAAAAUCAAAAAAUUGUUUUUAAAAUAAAAUUUGAAAACUAAUAAAAAGCUACUAUUUUUGCAAAAAAGCGAAUAGCCUAUAGCCUUAGUUCCAGUCAAAAACUCCAGUCCAUUAUUAUUAUCGUUCCUGACCCUACAUUCUAAACAUACAAAAUUAAUUUUUUUAUUAAAAUUAUUACAAAAAAAAAUUUUCAGUACCAAAAAAGCGGUUGAAAACGUCACAAAAGUUGGGAAAGCCAUUAAAACUGCAGACACUCGACCAACCUCGCUCCAUGAACGCAUCAAAGAAACGACAGAAGAAUUAAAAACUGGGGAAGAAAAGCUGGAACUGAGAAUAACAGAAAAAAUGCUUGAAGAAACCAUUCAACAAAAAGACAAAGCUUUACGACACUUAACAGAAGAUAACGCAAAGCUUUCAAAGUCAUUAGCAGAACUUCAAAAAAAUUUUGAAUCAAAGGUAUCAGAAGCCGAUGAUUUCAAGAACAGAUUGCAAGUGAGUUUGAAAGACCUGCAUUGUCAAAAACAAAUGUUUAUGUCACAAAGGAGCUUGAUUGUAAAAAACUGGAGCGAGAACGAAAAACUGAGAUGCGAAAACCAAAAGCUUAAAUGUGCCAUUGAAAAACUGAAACAGGAAGCGAACCAAGAAACAGUUCAAAAACGGAAUGAAGUAGAGAAGAAACAUCAGGAAGAAUGUAAUAAAUAUAAAGAAGAAGCAGAGAAGCAUCAAGAAAAGGUGAAAAAACUGGACGCUGAAUUAAAGGAUUACCGUGAAAAAUUCGAUAAAGAGUGCCGUGCAUCAAGAGAAUAUGACAACAAGCUACGAGCUAAAGAAUCUUUGUAAGUUUUUCAAAUUAUCAUAAGCAUACAGUGGAACUCCUGUAUAACAAAUCGCUCGGAAACUUGAAAUUUGUUCGUUAUAGAUCAGUUCGUUGUACAGGAGUUCCACUGCAUUUAUUUUAUAAAUAUGCCUUCUGUCCCUUAAGCUUUCCUACAUUUUUUAAAUGUUCCGCUUUUUAAAAAUUUUAAAAAACUUCUUCCUAUAAAGCAACACUUUCCAAAAAAUAUUUAAAUAUUGAUAAUUUCAGAAUCAUGAAACUUGAAAGAAAACACAUCUGGACAGUUAUCGAACUUGAUCAACUCAAGCAAAAGCAUGGCCUUAAAAAUUAUUCAGCACGAGCGCCAUUGGGUGAACUGCCUCUAGAGUUUUUUGAUAACGAAGCACAAGAGAAGAAACAAAAGAAGAAGAUAUCGAAACGCUGA
Molecule: messenger RNA, 4498 nt
Organism: Bursaphelenchus okinawaensis
Lineage: Eukaryota; Metazoa; Nematoda; Chromadorea; Rhabditida; Aphelenchoididae
Source: the annotation of a GenBank genome assembly